AUGCGUCUAUUUUCACAUGUGUCGGGCAUACCUGCCUUAAUUACCUGCUCUGCUCUAUUUGUGAUAAGCUGCGACGUCACAACGCGACGCUGCCCGCGCUCCAUGCACGUGUACUCGGUUCUGCCGUUGUGGGACAACUUGACAAUGGAGCUGACAACAAUGUUCUCGAUUAUUUUGUUGUUUUCGUUGAACACCUCUGCGUACUGUCAUGAAUCUGCAUACGAAAAAUAUGGACGUGAAAUCAAUGAGAGGGCAGCACGCGAGCCUGAGUUGGAGAAGUCAGAUCCACAGCUUGAUCAUGUGCACAGUUCUAAUGGAUGCCCGCAUUCUCAUUCCCACGGUGUAUCGCAUGGGCACAACUAUGAAGAAUUUGCACCCGAACGUAGCGAAAACUACAGAAGCUCGCAUGGGGAUAACGGGCAUAAUCAUAAUCAUAACGGACAAGAACCGAAGCACAUGCAUAGCCACAUACAUUCUGCACAGAGGAGUGCUCCUAAUCCUCAUCUCUGGACGUAUGCAGUUGGUGCCACUUUGCUUAUCAGUGUAGCACCUUGCUUUCUUCUUUAUUUCGUUCCUAUACAGGACAACUCAUCUUCAAACAAAAACUGGCUUAAAGUUUUACUUGCAUUUGGUUCUGGAGGCCUUCUUGGGGAUGCAUUUUUGCAUUUAAUUCCACAUGCUAUGCCUGCUCUAUCGCACUCUCACUUACAUUCACAUGCUCAUGAAGGGGCACAUAGCCACUCACACGGCCAUACGCACAUUGGCGGAUGGGUGCUCGGUGGUAUUAUCGCAUUCUUAAUGGUUGAAAAAGUAGUACGAAUCAUACGGGGAGAGAAUGGUCAUGGUCACAGUCAUGGACCAACUCAUCAGAAAAAGGCUAAAGAUUCCGAUGAUGAGUGGGAUGAUUCAAGGAAACCAACACAGUGUUUCGAGGGAGAUCUUAAGUCGUUAGAAAAGGAGCACCAGCCCAAGAUGAUCAAGGUAGCUGCUUAUCUCAAUCUUGUGGCGGAUUUUGCACACAACUUUACAGACGGCUUAGCCAUUGGUGCUUCAUUUGUAGCAGGAACCACCAUCGGUUUUGUGACGAUGCUCACCGUUCUUGUUCACGAAGUUCCACAUGAAAUCGGAGAUUUCGCCAUAUUGGUACAGUCUGGUUAUUCAAAGCGAAAGGCUCUUGGCCAGUCCGCAAAGUACAAUCUAUACACGGCAACGUCCGCACAUCCAUGUAUUGUCAUUCCUAUACUCACAAGGAAAUUCGAUCCUGGACAAAAAUACUAG
Molecule: messenger RNA, 1278 nt
Organism: Necator americanus (New World hookworm)
Lineage: Eukaryota; Metazoa; Nematoda; Chromadorea; Rhabditida; Ancylostomatidae
Exons: 10
Coding region: 1-1278 (425 amino acids)
Biological process (GO): zinc ion transmembrane transport; intracellular zinc ion homeostasis
Cellular component (GO): membrane
Molecular function (GO): zinc ion transmembrane transporter activity
Source: RefSeq, a predicted model, not a curated record